This is a messenger RNA of Gossypium raimondii (Peruvian cotton), 1897 nucleotides long. RefSeq names its product sugar transporter ERD6-like 16. The record is from RefSeq and is a predicted model, not a curated record. NCBI's taxonomy places the organism in Eukaryota, Viridiplantae, Streptophyta, Magnoliopsida, Malvales, Malvaceae. Gene Ontology annotation, molecular function: sugar transmembrane transporter activity. The transcript is spliced from 18 exons. Bases 89 to 1531 code for a protein of 480 amino acids. Gene Ontology annotation, cellular component: membrane. Gene Ontology annotation, biological process: transmembrane transport; carbohydrate transport.
GUUUUUCACUCACACCAUCUGUUUGAAGUUAUUUCGAAGUCUCUCUGGUUUUGAUUUUUUUUUUUCAAAAAAAAGAAAGAACCCAGAGAUGACAAUUCGGCAGUUUAAAGAUGUUGAAAGUGGUGAAAUCAAUGGGCUUGAAGAUUUAGAGAAGCCAUUGAUUGGUGCAGAUGAUGAGAAAAUUGUUGUUCAUCAUGAAAAUGGAUCCAUUUGGAUGGUUUUGCUUUGCACAUUCGUUGCUGUUUGCGGUUCAUUUGAAUUUGGGUCAUGUGUGGGGUAUUCAGCACCCACUCAAUCAGCUAUCAGUGAAGAUCUUAAUCUAUCCCUAUCUGAGUUUUCAAUGUUUGGUUCUAUCUUAACCAUUGGUGCAAUGCUUGGUGCUGUCACUAGUGGUCGGAUUGCAGACAUGAUUGGUCGAAAAGGGGCAAUGAGAUUAUCAGCUGGUUUUUGCAUCACUGGAUGGCUUGCUGUUUAUUUCUCUAAGGGAGCUGUUUCACUCGAUAUUGGAAGGUUUUCCACUGGAUAUGGCAUUGGAGUUUUCUCAUACGUGGUUCCAAUCUUCAUAGCUGAAAUAGCACCAAAGAAUCUCAGAGGAGGGCUCACAACAUUGAAUCAGCUCAUGAUUGUUACCGGUUCAUCAGUUGCAUUCUUAAUAGGAACAAUUAUACCAUGGAGGGAACUUGCUCUAACUGGACUUGUGCCAUGCAUUUUCCUGUUUGUUGGCCUCUGUUUCAUACCGGAAUCUCCAAGAUGGCUGGCAAAGGUUGGCCAAAACAAAGAAUUUCAGGUUGCUCUUCGAAAACUUAGAGGCAAAGAUGCUGAUAUCACUCAAGAAGCUGCAGAAAUUCAAAUGUACAUUGAAACUCUUCAAAGCCUACCAAAAACUAGAAUGCUGGAUUUGUUUCAACCAAAAUACAUUCGUUCAGUGAUGAUUGGAGUUGCAUUAAUGGUGUUUCAACAAUUUGGAGGAAUUAAUGGAAUAAGUUUCUAUGCAAGUGAAACCUUUGCAUCAGCUGGGCUUUCUUCAGGAAAAGCUGGAACCAUAGCUUAUGCUUGUGUUCAGGUCCCUAUAACUGUUGUGGGAGCAAUGUUAAUGGACAAAUCAGGGAGAAGACCAUUGAUAAUGGUUUCUGCAGCUGGCACAUUUCUUGGUUGCUUCAUGUCUGGCACUUCAUUUUAUCUCAAAGAACACAAUCUUUUGCCUGAAUGGGUGCCAAUAUUAGCUGUUGGUGGAGUCCUUAUUUAUGUGGCAUCUUUCUCAAUUGGAAUGGGAGCAGUCCCUUGGGUGAUAAUGUCUGAGAUUUUCCCUAUAAAUAUUAAGGGAGUAGCGGGUAGCUUGGUGGUCUUGGUGAACUGGUUAGGUGCAUGGGCAGUUUCUUACACAUUCAACUUCCUCAUGAGCUGGAGUUCAUCAGGAACCUUUUUUAUAUACUCAGGAUUCUCUUUAAUGACUAUCCUAUAUGUAGCCAAAUUUGUCCCAGAAACUAAAGGGAAAACACUAGAAGAAAUCCAGGCAUGCAUCAAUUCAUAGAAGGGGGGAAAAAAGAGUUUAAUAUCGGUUCAAAAAUGGGGGGGGGGGGGGGGAAUAUGCCAUGAAUAUUUGGAGAAGAUUUUUGGAAGAAAAAUUUUGGAUCAGUUCUUUCUGCUUCAAGGAUCUUCUCAAUUUCUGACUGGGAAAAGUUUCCAAGUCAUGACAGAGCAAUGAGUGGAUUCCAUGAAAUUUAUUUAUGGUUAAAGAUUAUGCAGCUCUACCAGUGAUUUCAGGCCUUUCCCCCUCUUGUUUAUUCAAUUUCAGGAUAUAUGGAUCUAGUUUUACUGUUUUAUUACAUUAGUGAUCAUUGUAAUACAAUACAGUAAUUUUCAGAGGAACAAAGAAUAACGAUUUUGAUUAAGAAAA